AAACCCCACCUCGCCGGCGGCCGCACAUGACCACCACCACCGCAGCAACGCUCGUCGACGGCCAUGGACGACGACGGCGAGACGCCGAUGCCGUCGCUCGAGCUCCACAAGCUCCCCACCCUCGCCGGCGCCGCCAUCCCGAACCCGAUCGCGCGCCACCCGCUGUACCACCCGUCGCCGAGCUUCUUCAUCUCCCCCACCGACGUCGUCCUCCGCGACAUCCUCUUCGACGCCUCGCCGGCGUCGGCCGCCGGUGAGCGGCGGCGGCGGCAUGUCGCGGCGUACCACCGCGCGGGCCCUCGCCGCGAGGUCGCGUUCGACCCAGCGACGGUGCGCGCGGCCAUCUUCACCUGCGGCGGGCUCUGCCCCGGGACGAACACCGUCGUGCGAGAGCUCGUCGUCGGGCUGUCCGAGCUCUACGGCGUGCGCGGCGGCGUGUUCGGCGUGCGGAACGGGUACCGCGGCUUCUACUCCGACGAGGUCGUCCCGCUCGACCCGGCGGCGGUGGAGCACUGGCACAAGGCCGGCGGGGCGGCGCUCGGCACGUCGCGCGGCGGGUUCGACCUCGCCAGGAUCGUGGACGCCAUCGAGCGGCACGGGUUCAACCAGGUGUACGCCGUCGGCGGCGACGGCACGAUGCGCGGCGCGGCGAGGAUCCACCGCGAGGUCCGGCGGCGGGGGCGGCUCGCCGUGGCGGUGGCGGGGAUCCCGAAGACGGUGGACAACGACGUCGGCGUCGUCGACCGGUCGUUCGGGUUCCACACGGCGGUGGAGGCGGCGCAGCAGGCGAUCGCCGCCGGGCACGUGGAGGCCGAGAGCGCGGCGAACGGCGUCGGCCUCGUCAAGCUCAUGGGCCGGAGCGCCGGCCACAUCGCGCUCCACGCCACGCUCAGCAGCCGCGACGUCGACUGCUGCCUCAUCCCGGAGGAGGACUUCUACCUCCGCGGCGCCGGCGGCCUCUUCGACUUCCUCUACCGCCGCAUCAAGGACAACGGCCACGCCGUCGUCGUCGUCGCCGAGGGCGCCGGCCAACGUCUCAUCCCAAGAACCACCACCACCUCGGCCUCCGGCGCCUGCGCCGGCGCCGACGAGUCGGGGAACGAGACGUUCCUGGACGUGGGGGCGUGGCUGAAGGCGGAGAUGAGGGCGUGGUGGGAGGAGGAGCACGCCGGCGAGGUGUUCACGGUGAAGUACAUCGACCCGACGUACAUGAUCCGCGCCGUGCCGGCGAACGCCGGCGACAACCUGUACUGCACGCUGCUGGCGCACGCGGCGAUCCACGGCGCCAUGGCCGGGUACACCGGCUUCGUCUCCGGCACGAUCAACGGCAACUACGCCUACAUCCCCAUGGACGAGGUGGCCGAGGCGAAGAACCCCGUGGACACCAAGGACCACAAGUGGGCUUGGGUCAGGUCCAUCACCAAUCAGCCCGACUUUAUCCGGGCCGGUCCGACGAGCUAGCCCAACAGCCCACCGUAUCUACUUAAUCUUUUUGGUUUGGGUUGAACCAGUCAAUAAUUAGCACUCAAUAUGUAUACUAUCUUAUAUAUUAUUCCUUCCGAUAAAAAAAAUUCCAAUCUAUGGUUAAAAUGGGAUAUAAUUUAAUACAACGAAUUUAAAUGGGAGUCUGUCCA
Messenger RNA from Oryza sativa Japonica Group (Japanese rice), 1634 nucleotides. RefSeq names its product ATP-dependent 6-phosphofructokinase 2. The record is from RefSeq and is a predicted model, not a curated record. Gene Ontology annotation, cellular component: cytoplasm. Gene Ontology annotation, biological process: glycolytic process; fructose 6-phosphate metabolic process. NCBI's taxonomy places the organism in Eukaryota, Viridiplantae, Streptophyta, Magnoliopsida, Poales, Poaceae. Gene Ontology annotation, molecular function: 6-phosphofructokinase activity; ATP binding.